GGUUCCCAUGGAAAUAGUGGCUCUGAAGAAAGUCUCAUGUGGUUGCAAAGGAGUGAUCCGUCUGCUGGAUUGGUACGAACGUCCAGAUGAGUUUGUCCUAAUCCUGGAGCGACCAGAGUCUUUUCAAGACUUGUUUGAUUUCAUCACAGAAUGUGGUGCACUUUCAGAGGACCUGUCACGGAACUAUUUUCGCCAGGUUGUAGAGGCAGUGCAGCAUUGCCACGCUAAUGGAGUGUUACACCGCGACAUCAAAGACGAGAACAUUCUCAUCAAUCUUCAGUCACAAGAGUUAAAGCUCCUAGACUUUGGCUGUGCGGCCCUGCUGCAAGAUGAAAUGUUCACAGGGUUUGAGGGUACCAGAGUUUACAGCCCUCCGGAAUGGAUUCAAUUUCAUAAGUAUGAUGGUCUGGCAGCAGCUGUUUGGUCACUAGGCAUCGUCCUGUAUGACAUGGUCUGUGGUGAUAUUCCUUUUAAAUAUGAUGAAGAAAUUGUGAAGUGCAAACUCCACUACAGAAGAAAGAUCUCUGUGGUUUCUUCUGACCAGGACUUGCCCUCGAUUUUUAGGACAUAUUCAAAUGGGGAUAAUACAGUUGCAAUGAGUCGCCGAGAUGAUGGUAACGCUACCAAAGGCAAUAAGCCUAAUGGACAGAGGUACAAAACGGACCUUUCUAGCAUUAUGCAUUUAAAAUAUAGUUUUAAUGGGAAAAAAGUACCUUUAUUAGAGGAAACUGAUGUGAAUAUAACUUAUGAUUCCAAUGUUAAAAUGCUGGAUGAAAUGCUGUUCAAAUAUAAAAACAUUGAAUUAGAGAAUGCAUAUCUGAGGGAAUGUUUGAGUUUAAAAAUAGUGCCUAAAGGUUUACGAGUUUGA
Molecule: messenger RNA, 868 nt
Organism: Protopterus annectens (West African lungfish)
Lineage: Eukaryota; Metazoa; Chordata; Ceratodontiformes; Protopteridae
Product: serine/threonine-protein kinase pim-1-like
Exons: 3
Coding region: 8-868 (286 amino acids)
Biological process (GO): regulation of mitotic cell cycle; negative regulation of apoptotic process; protein autophosphorylation
Cellular component (GO): cytoplasm
Molecular function (GO): ATP binding; protein serine/threonine kinase activity
Source: RefSeq, a predicted model, not a curated record